This is a messenger RNA of Parnassius mnemosyne (clouded apollo), 963 nucleotides long. NCBI's taxonomy places the organism in Eukaryota, Metazoa, Arthropoda, Insecta, Lepidoptera, Papilionidae. The record is from the annotation of a GenBank genome assembly.
AUGGAAGAAAAGUUAAAUGAAAUGGAACAAGCUGGUAUCAUCACAAGGACAUCAACGCCUUACAGUAGUCCAUUGACAUUCACUCUUAAAAAAGACGGCUCAAUUAGAGUUCUGCUUGAUGCCAGAAGCAUAAAUAAGAAAAUGGUUGCAGAAACAGAGAAACCACCUAUACAAUUAGAUGUUUUGAAUUCAUUUCACGGAGCGAAUUAUAUCACUACCAUUGACUUAAAUAAUGCAUAUUUUCAAAUUCCGAUAAAUAAAGAUGGUAGAAAAUAUACUGGAUUCACAUUCAAUGGAAAGUCAUAUGUAUAUAAUGUUUUGCCGCAAGGAUUAAAAACAUCAGUAGGAAGCUUUAGCAGAGCCAUGAAUUUAAUAUUAGGACCAGAAGUCCAAGAAUUUUGUGUGAACUAUUUAGAUGAUCUAGCCAUUAUUACAACAGGAACGUUAGAUAAACAUUUGGAGCACAUUGAUAUUGUUUUAAGUAAAUUGAACAAAGCUGGCUUAACGUGUAACUUGCAGAAAUGUGAAUUUAUUUGUAAAGAAAUUAAAAUGCUGGGUUUUAUAAUUUCAACAGAAGGCAUAAAGACAGACCCCGAUAAGAUUCGAGCGAUCCAAGAGUUUCCAGCACCUAAAAAGAUUAAACAAUUAAGGGCCUUUUUAGGUCUAUGCAAUUUUUAUAGAAGGUUUAUACCAAAUUACAGCGAGAGCAUAAUACCGCUCUGUGAAUUACUUAAAAAGGGACGAAAGUUCCAAUGGAGCGGUAAAGAACAGAAGGCAUUUGAUUUUAUAAAACAACAAUUUAUUAAUACAAUACAAUUGCAUCAUCCAGACUUUAAUAAGCCGCAUUAUUUACAAACAGAUUGUUCCGGUGUGGGUAUGGCCGGAGUACUAUAUCAGAUAGAUGAUAAUAAUGAAAUGAGAAUUUUAGGCUAUCAUAGUAAAGCCUUAAAGGCCCCGAAUUAA